Molecule: messenger RNA, 399 nt
Organism: Staurois parvus
Lineage: Eukaryota; Metazoa; Chordata; Amphibia; Anura; Ranidae
Source: the annotation of a GenBank genome assembly
ACAUACAUACACACAGAUACAUACACAGAAAUACACAUGCACAGACAUGUACAUACACACGUACAUACAUACACAUAUACAUAGACACAUGCACACAUGUACAAUUGUGCAUGCAUACAGACCCCCCCCCCAUAAAAAGGUGCAGUACUUCGUUGUUCACUCACAGAUCCGGGUACUGCACUCCAGUGGGAGGCAGAGAGCACAGCAACACUCCUUCCUUUGCUUUCACUGCGCUCAGCUAUUGAGCAGUCUGACGUCUCCCAGUGCCAAUGACAGAUCUGGCCUGAGCUCCGAGCCUGCUCAGCAAGACGGACCUGGGGGACACACUCGCCCCCACCAUAAUUUCCACUCGCCAUUGGCAAGCAGGUGAGUGGAAAUUUCAAGCCCUGCUUUACUGCA